Drosophila mojavensis is the source of this 1110-nucleotide messenger RNA. RefSeq names its product derlin-1 (gene Der-1). Gene Ontology annotation, molecular function: misfolded protein binding; ubiquitin-specific protease binding. Bases 167 to 904 code for a protein of 245 amino acids. Gene Ontology annotation, cellular component: Hrd1p ubiquitin ligase ERAD-L complex; endoplasmic reticulum membrane. The transcript is spliced from 2 exons. The record is from RefSeq and is a predicted model, not a curated record. Gene Ontology annotation, biological process: endoplasmic reticulum unfolded protein response. NCBI's taxonomy places the organism in Eukaryota, Metazoa, Arthropoda, Insecta, Diptera, Drosophilidae.
CAUGUUCAAUAGAUUUUUUUUUUUAUAUAGUCAUACUUUUUUAUUUUUGGUAUUCUAGAAGUUAUGUCAUGCAGCCACACUGUUGUAUAAAGACACGUAAAUCAACAAUUGGAAGUGAAAGACUGUUUUGCAAAUUCAAAGACAUCGUAUAUUUAUAUUAAGGAAGAUGGACGCUGGGACAUGGUACCAUUCGUUGCCUCGCUUCACACGGUACUGGCUAACAGCCACAGUCGGCAUGAGCCUGCUCUGCAGAUUCGGUCUGCUGCCAAUGGAAUAUAUGUACCUAUCCCGUGAGCUGGUUCUGACCCGGUUACAGCUGUGGCGAUGCAUCACCUCUCUGUUCGUGUUUCCACUGAGCGGAGCGACAGGCUUCCACUUUCUGAUCAACUGCUACUUCAUAACGCAGUACAGCAAGAAUCUGGAAAAGGAUCAAUAUGCGAGAAGCCCCUCCGACUACCUAUAUCUAUUGAUAAUCACCGCAGUGCUAGCCAAUCUCGGCGGCAUGCUAUUCAACGUAUACUUUCUGAUGGACAUGCUGGUCGUUGCAAUCACCUACAUUUGGUGCCAACUGAACAAAGAGGUCAUUGUUAGCUUCUGGUUUGGCAGUCGCUUCAAGGCCAUGUACCUACCCUGGGUACUAGCCGGUAUCGAGCUAGUUUUCCACGGCUCCUUGGCCUCACUGGUGGGCAUAUUCAAUGGACACGUUUAUUACUUCCUCAAAUUCCAGUACCCACAGGAGCUGGGUGGCAGCGCCUUUCUCGAGACACCCGAAUUUUUAAAACGUAUUGCUCCGGACGUAUCUGGCGGCAUUAGUGGCUUUGGUAUUCCACCGGAGAGCAGAGCACCUCCACGUCAAGCGGCCAACUCAGCCUGGGGUCAUGGCACAGCCUUGGGACGCAACUGAAACCUCUAUUCAUAAGUUUAGUUAACAUACUAUCUUUCUAUCGAUCUAUACAAAUGAUCUAUACACUAAAAAAGUAAAAGCUCGAUCAAUCCCUGUCAAAACUCAUCCUAUACUUCACCUUGAGUUUUGCAUCUUUUAAUUGAGUGCACAUCAUCGUGUUAAGGAGCGGUAUGGUAUACAAAUAUACACAAAAGAUAACAAAAUUA